GCGGAACCUUUGUCACACGGAAGGGGUUGCGACGGGAUCCACUGAGGAGGAACACAGGAAACACCCGUUGAAGAUCGAGUCUCUUCAUUCUCCGCUUGGUUAAAUCGUAGAUUCGUUGAACUCGUAGUCAAACCGCCCCAGUGGAUCUGACAAGAACGAGAGAACAGCGAUGCUGAUCAAAGUGAAGACGCUCACGGGGAAGGAGAUAGAGAUCGACAUAGAGCCCACAGACAAGGUGGAGCGGAUCAAAGAGAGGGUGGAGGAGAAGGAAGGGAUCCCCCCCCAACAGCAGAGGCUGAUCUACAGUGGGAAACAGAUGAACGAUGAGAAAACAGCGGCAGACUAUAAGAUCCAGGGAGGCUCUGUUCUCCACUUGGUCCUUGCGCUGCGAGGAGGACAGGUGCUCCACUCUCCCAGAAGCCUCCACACCAAGCCUGCAUUGUAGCCAUCACUUUGAACCCUGCCUUAGCUUUUGCAAUGCCUACACUGAGAGGAUACACUGAAGACACAAAGCCGGGGGGUCAGAGAGUCACCUGGUGGCACUGGGGGCAACACAGCGCCAGUAUAUGAGGUUCUGUUUGUGGUCGCCCCUUCCCUUCAGUCAGAAAUGCGUUGGCUGCAAAUGUUUCACUCGCUGUUCUAGCGAGACACUCUAUGUUAAAGCGAGGCCGGCAGAAAAAAAACUUCAAAAUUAAACAAGCUGUGGACUAGAUUCACAACCCAGAGUGUAUUUGGCUGCUCUGGAAAACUUAUGGCUUUGUUUUAUUUCUACAGAAGCAGGCAAGGCUGGGUUUCCCUGAGUAUUUACGAAGAGAUGAGGCACUCAGUUUUAAAUUUGCAUCCGCACUGAAUCGCAAACAUUCAUAGAUGUCACUCCCCAAACGUGUCUGCUUUUUUUAUUCCCUGGGAAAUCAGUGAAAAGUUCCAAAAAAUGCCUUAUCUCAUAAUGCUGUGGAAAUUCGCAGAAAAGUAUUCAGCGUUUUUUGCGUAGUGCUGCUGACUCACAAGCUAACAACCAAACGGACAGGGGUGAAAACAUAACAGUAGCAUAAAGGUGCUGCAGGGAAACCCCCACUUGUAUCACAGUCUUCAGAGUGUGACACAAACUAAGGUUUACUUGUUCUGCUUCAUAAAUUAUUUAUUCUAUUUUCUACAAAUUGCCCAAACACAUGUAGUGUAAUUAUCUAAAGCUCCUGUAUCAAAAGUAAUUUUCUCCUAGGCAGCAACCAUGUAGCUCUUUCAGAUCGGUGAAGGCUGGUAACGUUAUAUCUAAAAGAAUAGUUUGACGUUUUGGGGAAAUACCAAAAAAAAAGUUGACAGAUUCAUGUGGAUUUAUUUUAGUUUUCGUGCUGAUUUCACACUUUUACUUUUACUCUUGCGAGAAGUUGAGGAGUUUGCCAAAUAGGGUUCUGUCUGACAGCGGCUUCAGAUGCUGCUCCGUUGUUCAGAGAGCAACGCUGACCUUUGGGAUUGUUUUUGUGUUUGCUCCUCCCCUCCUACACAACUGUGUGAAGCUGGCCUAUGCUGUGGAUGUGAGUAGAAUAAAAUGGUUUUAAUGCUAAAAAA
Messenger RNA from Hippoglossus stenolepis (Pacific halibut), 1566 nucleotides. It is a transcript of the gene nedd8, whose product is annotated as NEDD8 ubiquitin like modifier. Gene Ontology annotation, molecular function: protein tag activity; ubiquitin protein ligase binding. NCBI's taxonomy places the organism in Eukaryota, Metazoa, Chordata, Actinopteri, Pleuronectiformes, Pleuronectidae. The record is from RefSeq and is a predicted model, not a curated record. Gene Ontology annotation, cellular component: cytoplasm; nucleus. The transcript is spliced from 4 exons. The coding region runs from base 170 to 445 and encodes 91 amino acids. Gene Ontology annotation, biological process: protein neddylation; modification-dependent protein catabolic process; regulation of proteolysis.